CAAAGCUGCUAAUCAUUCAUUGAAGUAAGAUAUAGACAUAUCAAUAGAUAGAAGUUAAAAAUAUAUACAACAUCUUCCAAAAUCCAAACAAAUCAUUUGUUUCUUUCUAUCUAUAAAUCUACUUAGUUACAUUUCUUCAUUUGCUCUUUUCAUAAUGCAUUUGCUAGCUUAAAAGAUUGUCAAAAAGGAUGGGGAAAACAGGUAGGUGGAUAAAGAACUUGUUGAUAGGGAAAAAGGAUAAAGUGAAAGACAAAUUAGAAGGAGAAAAGAUUCAAAACUCUAUUACUAACAAUGAACAUCAACCAACAACACCAAUUUCAGUCCCUUCAACAACUCCUAAAGAUAAGAAGAGGUGGAGUUUCAGGAGGUCAUCAGCCACCUCACCAGGUCAGAGGGAUUUGAGUGGCACCGACAUCGUUGCCACCACAGCUAAACAAGAACUUCUUGAGUCAGACAAUGACCAUAAGAAGCAUGUUCUAGCUGUGGCAGCUGCAACGGCUGCAGCUGCUGAUGCAGCUGCAGCCGCUGCCAAGGCUGCAGCAGCAGCGAUCCAACUCACUACUGCUGCUAGAGCCUAUGCACUUGAAGAGGAUGCAGCAGCCAAGAUUCAAGCAGUUUUCCGUGGUUAUUUGGCAAGAAAAGCCUUGAAUGCACUAAAAGGACUAGUGAAGUUGCAGGCCUUAGUAAGAGGACAUUUAGUGAGAAAACAGGCUGCUGCAACUCUCAGAUGUAUGCAAGCAUUAGUGACUGUUCAAGCUCGAGCUCGAGCCCAACGAAUACGAAUGGCUGAAGAUGAAAGUCCCAACAAUCCAAGACAAUCUGUUCACAGAAAAUCUACUCAGGACAACAAAUUUAGGCACUCAUAUCAAGAUUAUGAAGAGGACAUCAAGAUUGUGGAAAUGGAUUUAGGAGAAUCAAAAGGCAAUACAAAGAGUAGAAAUUGCUAUUCAAACCAAGGCCAAACAGAGAGAACAGAACAUGGAUUUUCAACACACAAUGCGCACACAAAUCAAGAACAUCAUCAAUACAUAAUCUCUCCAGUACCAUCAGCUAUAACAGAUCAAAGUCCAAAAGCCUACAGUGGACACUUUGAGGACUACACAUCAUAUCCCACAACACAAAGCAGUCCACAAUACUAUAACAACGCAAUGUCAAAACCUGAUCCAUCAAGAAUCCCAUACUCAUCCUAUGCUCGUUCAGAGUAUGCAGAACCUGAAUCACUUUUCAAUGAGUAUCCAUUUUAUCCAAGUUACAUGGCGAAUACUAAGUCAUCGAUGGCUAAAGCACGAUCUCACAGUGCGCCAAAGCAACGUCCUGAUCAAACAUCAUUUGAGAGACAACCAAGUAGACGAAGACCAUCAAUAGAAGGACGAAACGUCCCAAGAGCUGUGAAAAUGCAGAGAUCAUCUUCACAUGUUGGAUCAACAGCUCAAAAUUAUCAGUAUCCUUGGUCAAUCAAGCUUGAUAAAUCAAAUAUCUCAAUCAAAGAUAGUGAAUGUGGAUCAAAUUGUAGUGUCUUUACUACUCACACUAAUUACUGCAGAUCACUUUUUGGUUUCGACGUUCAAGAACAUAGGUUCUAAAACAAAGGAUGGAUCAGCAGAGCAAUCUUCAGUUUCAUGUCAAGUAAUUUUGACAAAUUUGUAUUUCUAGUACUGAAAGUUCUUUGUAUGUAGAGUUCAUUUUGUUUGUUUAAUAAUCUACCUUUUUUAAAUUUUAUUU
Messenger RNA from Solanum verrucosum, 1722 nucleotides. RefSeq names its product protein IQ-DOMAIN 19. NCBI's taxonomy places the organism in Eukaryota, Viridiplantae, Streptophyta, Magnoliopsida, Solanales, Solanaceae. The record is from RefSeq and is a predicted model, not a curated record. Bases 189 to 1583 code for a protein of 464 amino acids. Gene Ontology annotation, molecular function: protein binding. The transcript is spliced from 4 exons.